AUGCUUCGCUACCACUGCGAGCGGGAAACCCUGUGUCUUUCCCAACUCAAUUUUGGUGUCCAGGGGGGAAACCACCAUGUUGUACUAGGCGGCAAGAACACCCUUAAACUUCUUGUGUUGUCUCAAGACCAGCGCCAGAUACUAAGAGAUAUCAACUUAUUGGACUCUCGGUCCAAGCUUAACAACAUAAAUACCAUAAAAACAAACGAAAACAAAAUUGCUUGUGGACUCACCUCGGGCAGUAUAGCCCUCUACGGUACCAGAAACAACGGCAAAACGUAUCCUUUACAACGACUAAAUGAUCAUAAAAGAUGUAUCAACAGCCUUGAUUUCCCAGAUACAAACCUGUUGAUCUCGGGUUCUCAAGACGGUACCAUAAAACUCUGGGAUCUCCGUCUGCCUGCUGGUCAUGCUUCGGUCACCCUUGUUUCCGGUCCUCAUGCCGAUCCCGUACGUGCUUGCCAACAUUCACCACAUGCUCCAGCUCGCAAUAAAUUGACAAUUCUUUCGGUUCACGAUUCAGGAACUCUCCACAAAUAUGACCUCAGAAUGUCCAACCAGCCGUGUCGCCGCUGGAACUUCCACACGGGACCAGCACUCUCGCUUAGCAUCCACCCAACUGCCGAAUAUGUGCUCACAGGAAGUCGAGAUCACAAGAUUUGUGUUUGCAGUUACAACGAAACUUCCACCAUGCCUGAAGUCACCGUGAAUACUUUUGGACCAGUGAUGAAGGUGCGGUGGAGCCCUUAUGAAUCGGACGCCGAUUUUAACACCCCAGACCUCUACCGCUAUGAUUUUGCAUGCUCCUACCUUAACGAGGUACCCACUAUUGCCGUAUACAAUCUCCGCCGAAAAUUUAUUGCAAGAGAACUCGUUUCUACAUCUUCCGAUCGUCCGUUCCAAAACUUUUUGUGGGCGCAAAACCCAGAAGGACGCCGUAAACUUUGGACCAUUACAAAGUCCAACUUGUUCAUGGCCCAUGACCUCGACGACUCUGCCAAUGUUUCCAAGCCUUUAGAGCAAAUGCCGUCCACGGCUGUAUCGUUGUCAGCCAACAAUCUCUCGUUUGUAUCCAAUUCCAAGCUGGAUUUCGAGGCUCCAGACGUCCACACAUCACCUUCAGUCCAUCCCGUCACCCUUCCUAUCCACGAUAACCACUCGGUUGUUGCUGAAAAUUACCUUUAUAAUGUUCCAGACGGUUUUGACAUCCCCACCGUUUGCGAGUUCAAUUCCAACGUUGCACAGAAUGCCGGUCGUCUUCGAGACGCUCACACUUGGCGCAUCAUUGGUGCUGGGUUUGGCAUCGAAACCUCGUAUGUGGAACCCGAGCCCGUGGACCCGGUAGCAGACGAGUCGCAGUCUUCAGAAUCAGAAUUGAACUUUGGUAAUUCUUCGCUGACACUGACUACUCAUUAUGGAGGUCUGCUGGGUCGCAGCCGCAGUGAUCUUGGAAUCCUGAAAAGCACGUCGCUGAGCAAUCUUAUCGACCUUAUAAAACAGCAUCGAAACAGUUCGAUGUCGCUCUCUGAAAGUCCGGCAAAACGAGAAAGUUUCACCAAAAAUAUCCGCCCACUUUCUGAGAGCUUUGCAUCGGAAACAACCGACCCCCCGUCACUCCGAAAGCAGUCGUCAAUGCCGCUCAUCGCAAACGACCCAGAUACAAAAUUACCACUCCGCCGAGCGUCUUCGGUGAGACCGCUUUCCACCGUUGAAGAAUCGCAGCUUUCCAAAGUGCUCUCCAAUCUUCCGUUGCAAAAUCGCCUGGAACCAUGGCAAUCAAAACUGCUUGUUACGGCGGCACUAGACUACUCGACAUCCCAGGGAGAUCUCGUGCUUGCGUGUGCGUUAACCCUUUUAUUCUACGACCGCUACAAAUACCUGAAAGGGUUCGAGCCGUGGGCUUGUAAAGAACGCAUCGCUCAGUACAUCGACGUUCUUCACCAGUGGAGGCUCUUUUCCGUGGCCCUGGCGGUGAUCAAUCUGGUGCCUAAAGACUUGGAGGAACUAAGAGCUUUGAAGGAAGUGGACCUCAGAUUUUUCUGUUGUUUCUGUGACAAAGUCAUACUCAAUGAAAAUAAGAACAAACACGAUUUUGGAUACUGGUACUGUGACCUGUGCUCAAGGCAACAACCAAACUGCGUUUAUUGUCACGAGCCGUGUCAUGGCUUAAAUGUGGUUCGAAGUCUCAAAUGCGGCCAUCGGGGCCACUUUGGCUGCUUGAAACAAUGGUUCGUGGAAGAGGGAAAUAGCGAGUGUCCCGGUGGAUGUGUCAUGCAAUUGGAGUAG
Meyerozyma guilliermondii ATCC 6260 is the source of this 2286-nucleotide messenger RNA. RefSeq lists its product as uncharacterized. The transcript has a single exon. Bases 1 to 2286 code for a protein of 761 amino acids. The record is from RefSeq and is a predicted model, not a curated record. Gene Ontology annotation, biological process: positive regulation of TOR signaling. NCBI's taxonomy places the organism in Eukaryota, Fungi, Ascomycota, Pichiomycetes, Serinales, Debaryomycetaceae. Gene Ontology annotation, molecular function: protein binding.